Molecule: messenger RNA, 857 nt
Organism: Salvia miltiorrhiza (redroot sage)
Lineage: Eukaryota; Viridiplantae; Streptophyta; Magnoliopsida; Lamiales; Lamiaceae
Product: 60S ribosomal protein L23a
Exons: 4
Coding region: 119-586 (155 amino acids)
Biological process (GO): translation; ribosomal large subunit assembly
Cellular component (GO): ribosome; cytosolic large ribosomal subunit
Molecular function (GO): structural constituent of ribosome; rRNA binding
Source: RefSeq, a predicted model, not a curated record
UCUCGCCGCCUCCAUCCGCGGUGAAGAAAGUAAGCAACAUUUUUUCCAUUCUUCACUCUGCAUCUUACAGCCGCCUCCAUCAAGGUAAAAAGUUGCAUUAGGGCUACUUCCGAUUCAAAUGGCUCCAGCUAAAGGUGAUGCAGGUAAGAAGUCAGACGCCAAGGCUCAAGCCUUAAAGGCGGCCAAGGCUGUAAAAGCAGGUGCAACAACCUUUAAGAAGAAGGCCAAGAAAAUACGCACUAAAGUUACCUUCUAUCGGCCGAAGACAUUGACAAAGGAAAGGAAUCCCAAGUAUCCUCGUAUUAGUGCUGUUCCUCGCAACAAACUUGACCACUACCAGAUUCUUAAAUACCCUCUCACCACAGAGUCUGCAAUGAAGAAAAUUGAAGACAACAACACACUAGUUUUCAUUGUUGACAUUCGUGCUGAUAAGAAAAAGAUCAAAGCCGCUGUCAAGAAAAUGUAUGACAUCCAGACGAAGAAAGUGAACACCCUUAUCAGGCCGGAUGGAACUAAGAAGGCAUAUGUUAGGUUGACACCUGAUUAUGAUGCACUGGAUGUUGCUAACAAAAUAGGAAUCAUCUAAAUGGUAGACGAUCAAUUUUUUGCAUCUAAGCCUUUCUUUAGGGGAUUGGACCAGAAUACUUUCAAUUUUGUACUCCAAAGUUUGUUAUUUGAUUUAGAUGUUGGAGCUUUAGACUGAAUGGCGCAAGUUAUGGAGAGAUUUUGAUUAGAUUGACUUAGUUUAUUUAUUUUUCCAUGGUUUCUGCCAUUUUCAAAUCCUUUUAAAUCUGCUUUCCAAGAUACACUAGUUCUAUUACUAUAAAGAUUCUUUGCAUAUCUUUUUCCUAUUAGAA